GUUUUUAUUUUUUUAAUUUCCCUGCGCGUUAAUUGUUUUAGCCCCUCUCCCCUCUUUCGAUGUGCGGCUUUGGACAUGCGGAGGCUACUGCAACCGUGUUGGUGGAUCUUUUUCUUGAAAAUCACCAGCUCCGUGCUCCAUGAUGUGGUGUGCUUCCCCGCUCUGACCGAAGGUUAUGUUGGCUCUCUGCAUGAAAACAGACAUGGUAGUUCUGUGCAGAUACGGAGGCGAAAGGCUUCGGGGGAUCCUUACUGGGCAUACUCGGGUACCUAUGGUCCCGAGCACUGGGUUACUUCCAGCGAGAAGUGCGGGGGGUCCCACCAGUCUCCCAUAGACAUCGUGGACCAUCAGGCUCAUGUUGGAGAUGAGUAUCAGGAACUGCAGCUCGAUGGUUUUGACAAUGAAUCUUCUAACAAGACUUGGAUGAAAAACACGGGAAAAACGGUUGCUAUCCUGCUGAAGGAUGAUUACUUUGUCAGCGGCGCCGGGUUGCCAGGCAGAUUCAAGGCAGAGAAGGUUGAGUUCCACUGGGGUCAGAGCAAUGGAUCAGCAGGCUCUGAGCACAGCAUCAAUGGCAAGAGGUUCCCCGUUGAGAUGCAGAUUUAUUUCUACAAUCCCGAUGACUUUGACAGUUUUGGAACAGCAGUUCUAGAAAACAGGGAAGUAGGAGCCAUGGCCGUGUUUUUUCAAGUCAGUCAGAGGGACAAUUCUGCACUGGAUCCCAUUAUCCAUGGGUUGAAGGGCGUCGUACAUCAUGAGAAAGAGACCUUCCUGGAUCCCUUUGUGCUCAGGGACCUGCUGCCAACAUCGCUGGGGAGUUACUACCGCUAUACAGGUUCCCUGACCACUCCUCCCUGCAGUGAGAUCGUGGAGUGGAUCGUUUUCCGGAAGCCCGUUCCCAUUUCUUACCAUCAGCUGGAAGCUUUCUAUUCCAUAUUCACCACUGAGCAACAAGACCACGUCAAGUCUGUGGAGUACCUGAGGAAUAACUUCCGACCACAGCAAAGCCUGAACAACAGGAAGGUGUCUAAGUCUGCUGUGAAGGAUGCAUGGAGCCAAGAUAUGAUAGACAUCUUGGAAAAUCCACUGGGCACAGAAGCUUCCAAAGCUUGCAGCACUCCCCCAGUCAACAUGAAAGUGCAGCCUGUGAACAGGACAGCGUUGCUUGUAACCUGGAACCAACCAGAAACCAUCUACCACCCUCCAAUCAUGAACUACAUGAUCUCCUACAGUUGGACUAAAAAUGAAGAUGAAAAGGAGAAGACUUUCACCAAGGACAGUGACAAGGACCUGAAGGCCAUCAUUAGCCAUGUCUCACCUGACAUCCUUUAUCUGUUCAGAGUUCAAGCAGUUUGCCGAAAUGAAAUGCGUAGUGACUUUAGCCAGACUAUGCUCUUUCAAGCUAACACUACUCGAAUUUUCGAGGGGACCAGAAUUGUGAAAACAGGAGUGCCCACAGCCUCUCCUGCCUCCUCAGCCGACAUGGCUCCCAUCAGUUCCGGCUCCUCCACUUGGACCUCCUCGGGGCUCCCCUUCUCCUUUGUGUCCAUGGCCACAGGGAUGGGGCCUUCCUCCAGUGGCAGCCAGGCCACCGUGGCCUCAGUGGUGACCAGCACCUUGCUGGCGGGGCUGGGCUUCAGCGGCAGCGGCAUCUCCUCCUUCCCCAGCAGCGUGUGGCCCACCCGGCUGCCCACGGCAGCCACCCCCAGCAAGCAGGCUGGGCGGCCUGUGGUGGCCACCACUGAGCCUGCUGCUGCCUCCCCAGGGCCAGAGCGGGACUCGGCACUGACAAAGGAUGGCGAGGGAGCCGAGGAAGGGGAGAAGGAUGAAAAGAGUGAAAGUGAGGAUGGAGAAAGAGAGCGUGAGGAAGAAGAUGAAAAGGAGGCUGAAAAGAAGGAGAAAAGCAGGGCAACAGCUGCGGCGGAAGCACGCAAUAGCACAGAGCCCAGCGUGGCCACGGCUUCACCCAACUGGACUGCUGAGGAGGAAGGAAAUAAAACCAUAUCAGAUGAAGAGCCGAACCAAAAUGUUGCUCCCAAGGCUGGACAUCCUGAGGAGGAGAGUUUUACUGAAGUAGACACUCAGCCCCAGCCUCUCCCUUCCACCCAAGUGCCGCCGGCGUUCACCGAUGAACUUUAUCUGGGAAAGAUCCCGAGAAGACCAGAGACAACAAGAAAACCUCUCCCAAAGGACGACAGGUUUCCAGAGGAACAUCCCUCAGAUAACAAAUUCAUCACCAUUAAUCCAGCUGACAAGAACAGUUCCAGCAUGGCCACGAGACCUUCUCCUGGUAAAAUGGAAUGGAUCAUCCCGCUUAUUGUGGUCUCAGCACUGACUUUUGUGUGCCUCAUUCUUCUCAUUGCUGUGCUUGUCUACUGGAGAAAGUGUUUUCAGACUGCCCAUUUCUAUGUGGAAGACAGCAGCUCACCCCGUGUGGUCCCCAAUGAAAGUAUUCCCAUCAUACCUAUUCCAGAUGAUAUGGAAGCAAUUCCAGUCAAGCAGUUCGUUAAACACAUCAGUGAGCUGUAUUCUAAUAACCAGCAUGGGUUCUCAGAAGACUUUGAGGAAGUGCAGCGCUGUACGGCCGACAUGAACAUCACUGCAGAGCACUCCAACCACCCUGACAACAAGCACAAGAACAGAUACAUCAACAUCCUAGCGUAUGAUCACAGUAGGGUGAAGCUGAGGCCUUUACCAGGAAAAGAUUCUAAGCACAGUGACUACAUUAAUGCUAAUUACGUUGAUGGUUACAACAAAGCAAAAGCCUACAUUGCUACCCAGGGACCUUUAAAGUCUACCUUUGAAGAUUUCUGGAGGAUGAUUUGGGAACAAAAUACUGGAAUCAUUGUCAUGAUCACAAACCUUGUUGAAAAAGGAAGAAGAAAAUGCGAUCAGUACUGGCCGUCAGAGAAUAGCGAGGAGUAUGGCAACAUAAUAGUCACGCUGAAGAGCACAAACAUUCAUGCCUGCUACACUGUGCGCCGCUUCACGGUCAGGAACACAAAGAUGAAAAAGGGUCAGAAAGGAAACCCAAAAGGGCGCCAGAACGAGAGAACGGUUAUUCAGUAUCACUACACUCAGUGGCCUGACAUGGGUGUGCCAGAGUAUGCCCUUCCUGUGCUGACCUUCGUUAGGAGAUCAUCUGCAGCCAGAACCCCGGACAUGGGACCAGUGGUUGUGCACUGCAGUGCUGGUGUUGGCAGAACUGGAACCUACAUUGUGAUUGACAGUAUGCUGCAACAGAUAAAAGACAAAAGCACAGUUAAUGUCCUGGGUUUCCUGAAACAUAUCAGGACACAGCGCAACUACCUCGUCCAGACAGAGGAGCAGUACAUUUUUAUUCAUGAUGCCUUGUUGGAAGCCAUCCUUGGGAAGGAGACUGAAGUAUCUGCAAACCAGCUGCAUAGUUAUGUUAACAGCAUCCUCAUACCUGGCAUAGGAGGGAAGACACGAUUAGAAAAACAAUUCAAGCUGGUUACACAGUGUAAUGCAAAAUAUGUGGAAUGCUUCAGUGCUCAGAAAGACUGCAACAAAGAAAAGAACAGGAACUCAUCAGUCGUGCCAUCUGAGCGUGCUAGAGUGGGCUUGGCACCACUGCCUGGAAUGAAGGGAACUGAUUACAUUAAUGCCUCUUAUAUCAUGGGCUACUACAGGAGUAACGAGUUCAUCAUAACCCAACAUCCGCUGCCACAUACAACUAAAGAUUUCUGGAGAAUGAUCUGGGAUCACAAUGCACAGAUCAUCGUCAUGCUGCCAGACAACCAGAGCCUGGCAGAAGAUGAGUUUGUGUACUGGCCAAGUCGUGAGGAAUCUAUGAACUGUGAGGCCUUUACUGUGACCCUUAUCAGCAAAGACAGACUGUGCCUCUCUAACGAAGAGCAAAUUAUCAUCCAUGACUUUAUCCUUGAAGCUACCCAGGAUGACUACGUUCUGGAAGUCCGCCACUUUCAGUGUCCUAAAUGGCCAAACCCAGAUGCUCCCAUAAGCAGUACCUUUGAACUUAUCAAUGUAAUUAAGGAAGAGGCCUUAACGAGGGAUGGCCCCACCAUAGUUCAUGAUGAGUAUGGAGCUGUGUCAGCGGGAACGCUAUGUGCCCUUACCACUCUGUCCCAGCAGCUGGAGAAUGAAAAUGCUGUUGAUGUUUUCCAGGUGGCAAAGAUGAUAAAUCUUAUGCGGCCCGGAGUAUUUACAGACAUCGAGCAGUACCAGUUUCUUUACAAGGCAAUGCUGAGCUUGGUCAGCACUAAGGAGAAUGGAAAUGGUCCCAUGACACUGGACAAAAACGGUGCUGUGAUGGCCAGUGAUGAAUCGGAUCCCGCAGAAAGCAUGGAGUCUCUUGUCUAAUUGGAAACCUGAAAAGGCACUUAAUUUGUAGAACUUCUGAAGACUGAGCGAACUUUUUUGAGGCCUUUUUUGCCAGACUCUAGGUUAUACAAUAACCCAAUUACUUUUUUACACUGAUAAAAGUUUUGAUAUUUAUUUUUUGCCAUUUUAUGUCUUAAUGGUAUCCUACUGAGCAUUUGCACCUCUGUUUAUUUCACACAGUGAAACGCAAUUUUAUCUAGUUUGCACUAUAUGAUCAGUGUUACUGCCUAUAAUCUUCUAAUACAAAACAAGCCCUGAUGUGACAUUCCAUGACAACAAACAUGCUUUUUCUGUUUUGUUUAAAUGCAGUGAAGUUUUGCUAAACUACAGUGACCCUUGAAUUUUCAAUCUUGAAUGCUAGGCCAGAUGGAUUCUUUCUACAACAGAUACUGUACCCCUUCAUUCCAUAUUUAUUGUUUUAAUUAUCAUGUCACAACUUUGCUAACGGUAUUCUGCAUUCCAGUGGAGUGGAUGAGCAGCGUUCAUCCUUCUUGACAAAAUGUGGCAGGUGAUUAUUAGCUACAGUGAAGGUGUAAUGGCCUUGUGGAGCAGAAACAAUUAUUUCUGUAUUGUUUCACGUUACUGUUUUGUACGCUCACAGACCUAAGACUUGCUUCACAUGGAAUAGAAAAUCACCUACAAUAUAAUUAUGAAUUAGAUGCAAUUCAUGUGUGGGACGCAGUGACAGGUUUUGAUUUUACAAUCUCAAAGUUUCUCCAUUUAUGCAGAAAAAUGUCAGUUUUUGCUUUUAGCCAGCCCUGCGAUGGGAAAAUAUUUUGGUUUGAUUUUCAUCAAAGCCGAUGCAGUAAGAAAUCUCCUACAGCCCCAGGUCAGACCUGUUUUCAGAUAUAUUGAAGGUAGCAAUAUUUUACAUUACUAAGCUAUUCAAUAUUUUAAACACAUUAAUUUCCUUACUAUUUCUUGAAUAUGACCUCACACCUAAUGGUAUGUUACAUGAUGACAGGCGUUUCUUAAUUUCAUAACUGUUAGAUGCCAUUUUUACAGGUGUGUAAUUUUCAUACUUUAGUGCUAAAACAUAAAGUACUGAUCCAUAUUUACUGGUGAAGCAAACUAAUAAAAAAAACUACCUAUAAAGUUACAUUCUCCCUCUUUUUUUUGCCAGACUAAUUCUUUAGCACAACCCUAGUUUAUUGUGUUUUCCCUCCCACACCAAUGAACUGGUUUUUCCCAGAUUAUAUAAAUCAUUUGAAUUGUUGUUUGGAGCAUCUAAGUAUACAUUCUCAUUGGCUCCCUUUUCUUUUGCAUUUCAUUGCGAUUCAACACCGUUCAUCUUUAUUUAACAGAAGAAGUAAGCACAUACUUAAUUCUCCAGAGAUAAAGCUGAUCAUUUCCUUCAUAGCUCUGCCGAACAGAGAGGGGUUAUGGAAUCUGCCUUGAGAAUGAAAUAUGUUGUUUCAGGCAUCCUGAUGUUUGGUAUACAAUCACAGGCACCAUCUUUACAUAUGGCGUUAAUUUCUUUUCGAUUCCAACUGCACAGAGCAUGCACUGUAUUUCUGGGACUUGUCAAAAAUAUUGCAGUGUGUUUUUCUUUUCAGUGUAAAACUUUCUGCCAGCUGGGGCUUGCUAGAACAGACACAUGGCAAGGCAAAAUCCUCUUCUUGUGUUGGAGGGGAGGGCAAAGAGGAAGGUUAGCUAAGGGGAAGGUUCCAUAGAUGUUCCAUGCAGAAGGAAGCUGAAAGUGACAUUUCUAUGGAGAGUAGGUCUGUGAGUUUGGAACCUCUUGAGGUACAGAGUGAUGCAGCCCCAGUGGGAGCAGAGAGCUGUACAGACUGGUAUGUGCUAACAUCUGGCCUUUUAUUUUUAACAGAAAGGCUUCCUUCUAUGGAUAGACUUGAUUAAUUCCCACACCAAAAUAUUUAAGAGUUCACCAGCAACCUUUUGCAUGGUUACCCUUUUCUCACCAGUCUGUGGAAUCCCUCAGUACAAGUGCUCCACAUAACUGCUAAUGCUGAACAGUGUGAUACAUCCACGGUUUCCUUGAGGAAAUCCCAUGUCCAGCACCAGCUAGUCCAAGUAAAAACUGUGCAAAACUUUUCAAAAGGAUGCACUGCAUUGUAGUUUGCUUCCCCUUUGCCCUGGGAUGUGCCAGCACCAGAGCGAGGCAGUGCUGCAUGGUAGGAGCUCAGGCUGGAGGCUGGAGAUGUGGCUGCUGAACCCCCACACCCCAGAGUGAUCCCAGCCCUGGGGAUGGUUUUGAUCAGUUCAGCCUUGAGUGUUCAAGUACCCAGGGAGAGCUGUAGGGAGAAGGAAGGAAUUCAAAGCCUGACAGAGCAGAAUGAUGCAGAGAUUACUGAAGGCAUCAGGAGAGUUGCAUUUGUGCAGUACCCUUAGCUGAAUACUUUUCAUGAUGGAAGGUAACUGUGGUUCGUGACGCACUGCCUGAAUAUCCUUGGUUUAAUCUCUUCACACAGGCUUUAAAAAUCAGUGAAAGAAGGCUGUGGGGUUGAACUUUGGUAGCUGCUUUGGAAAUCCGUGUGUUUGCAUUGGCGUUUUCCCACACCUGCAGUACUUGGGGCUUAGUCCACGGGGAAAUAAUUUACAAUGAUGCUAUAUGACUUCUCCAUAGAUUUUUUUCUUAAGGGGGAUUAAGUUGUAUGUUAAGAACUGUGUUAACAGUCAGAUAGUCAAUAGAAGGUAGUGAUGCAUUAGGCUUGAAGUGGAAGAAGGUUGGGAUUAGGAGCACAUAAGAGCCAAACCCAUUCUGCUGCAAGCAGAUGCAGCUGUGCUCUCUUCCAUGGACGUGCACCUCUUCCCAUGGGACUAGAGGAGGCUGGCAGAAGGACCAAGCAAGCAUUCACAGGCAUGGAGCUCUACUAGGAUGCUCUCACGUGCCUGUCUGGCCAUCACUAUGCAAUGCCAGCCCCCAUGCUGUAACCCCUACUUGGCAUUCAGUUGGGAUGCUUUUCAAGCAGCAAAAGUUCCCAUUGUGCAUGCCUGCAAGUUAGGGGGGCCCAGGUCUGUCCCUGUGCUGUAAGAUGUGAUCCUCAGCAGCCACGCCACGCGCGUGCAUGCGUGUCUACAUCUGUAAAAUAUUACUGCUUUGUGUCUUGCAUGGCUGUGCACCUGCAGGCCAUGUGAAAGGCAUAAACAGCUGUGAGUUGAGCCCAUCAUUAUAGCCAAGCUUUCCAAGAGGGAAAGUAUCAUCACAACAUCUAAAACCAGUGGUGCUGCUGUACGUGGUUAUCCCAGCUCUGCUAGGAAGGUGUGGGGGAGGCAGUGGGACUGCCCAGGUGUGCAGGCUGCAGUGCUGGCUCUUCAGCAAGACCAAGGUGGGAAGAGCUUUCGCUUUAACGCAGCAUUUGUCCUUACUAUUUCACAGUGUCUGUUCCCAAAUAUGAAUUUAGGAGCGGGAUAAAAACAUCCCAAACCUUUAUCCUCCUUCCUGUGUGCAGUCUUCUGCACCGUGGGUCUGUUCAAGGUUAGUGGAAUCAUUGACAGGAUCUGCUUUGCUUCAGUUGUUUUUCCAAUUUCUGACUGCUUGAAUUGCUUGAACCCAGAGCGAUGUCUUGGAACACUAGGAGAAGACUCUUUAUGAAACAGCACAACUGCCUUCUUAACCUUUUUUUAAGCUGAUAUAUUUUAUUUAAAAGCUAUAAAUAUAGAUAUUGAUUCUACCAAAGAUACAUACUACUAAUUCUCAGCAAAACAAAACCAACUUAAUUAAGAAAUAAUAAUAAAAAGUAGUUGUCUUACAGAUUUAAGUCUUUCUCAAAUUCAUGUUUUUCGGUAUCAAAUCCGGUGUUCUGACGUUUGUGCUCAAAUGGUGCCAGUGAAUUUUUAUAUGAAGGGAAAAUGCCUAUUUAUUAAUCCACUGCAUUGCUGCUCUUUUCUCUGUUUUUUUUAUUUUUUCUGACAAACAUAAUUCAGCUUUUAUUGUUACCCCGUUGCUUUUCUUCUCUUUGAUGCCAUUCUAACAAUUUUAACAACAUUGGCUUUGCUUAUCAAAGGAGAAGGAAUGCAAAAAUAGAGAAAGAGAAGGAACUGUAAUGAAGAGAUUUGGCCUCUACUUUGUUGUAGCUGUUAAACUGUUUUUAGUGUUUUUGUUAACUAUUUGCAAAGGGAAGCAUUUUCUACAGAGGAUAAUUAAUUUCAAGAAAAAAGUCUUGAGUUUUAAGAAUAAACAUGUCUCCAAAAGAGGAGAUACUCAAUUUUAUACAAUGUCACAGCUCUCCAACAUUUGGGGUAGUGACCUCUUUGUUGUGUUAGAACAUUUGAAAUGAGCAAGCAGCCAUUGUUUCUAAAGACCCAAGCAUUCACGUGUACUCCUAUUUUCUUUUCCUUCAUUUUUAAAUAGCGAAACCAUUAAAACUGUAAAUAUUUUGUUGCUUGGAUAAGCAUCUUCUGGGAACUUUGUAUCUAUGGUAUAUAAUCAUAGAAUUUUAUAUUUUCAUAUAAAGCUAAUUUUUUUCUAGUUUCACCUCCUUCCUAGUUCUGUGGUGGCUAUGUGAAUCCAUACCUUCUGUGUAUCGAGGUAGUGAGACACCAUCAUCACACUCCAAAAAGAUUUCCACCCGUCAUUUCUUUGGGGCAGUGAUUGUGAAGGUUAGAUUCUUUUUUUUUAUUAUUUUAUUCCAUUGUCAGUGUGUGCAAUAGGAAUUAGACUUAGCCAGUCACUGGAUACGUUUGUCUCAUUGAUCCAUUCAGACAAAAAAAAAAAUGUGGUGUUUGGCUUUGGGACAGGGUGGGAGGGAGGAUUUUGAGGGAGAUUUUUGGUUUGGUUUGGUUUGGUUUUUUUGUUUGGGGUUUUUUUGUAACUUGAAGAAUCUUCUUUUUGUUAUGUUUAAAACUAUAUCAAAUCAUUCUAUUAUAGUGUUAUUUAAUAUGUAAAUUGUAUUGCUAUACAUAAAAUAAAGUAUGGAUUUUGAUGUA
Molecule: messenger RNA, 9255 nt
Organism: Centrocercus urophasianus (Greater sage-grouse)
Lineage: Eukaryota; Metazoa; Chordata; Aves; Galliformes; Phasianidae
Gene: PTPRG
Product: protein tyrosine phosphatase receptor type G
Exons: 29
Coding region: 76-4344 (1422 amino acids)
Biological process (GO): protein dephosphorylation
Molecular function (GO): protein binding; protein tyrosine phosphatase activity
Source: RefSeq, a predicted model, not a curated record